UGUGAAGCAAUGAGAUAAAAAGUAUCUAUGCAGCUGUCAGUGUCAAGAGUAAAAAUAUGUGUUUGCAGAGUGCUGGCGUAGUUUCCAGCUUGCGCUAUAAAUGAAGGAGAUUUUGAAGAAAGACGUGCAUAUAAUUUAGUCUUUAUUUCUUUUUAAUAUAUAAUGCAUUAUGUCGGCGUUUACCGAAACGGCAUUGUUGAAGAAAUUAUCUGAAUUGAAUUCUAGUCAGCAGAGUAUUCAGACCCUGUCUCUUUGGCUAAUUCACCAUCGAAAGCAUCAUGCAUCAAUUGUAAAGACAUGGUUCCGAGAGCUACAGAAUGUUUCUGAAAACAAGAAAUUGACUUUCAUGUAUUUGGCCAAUGACGUGAUACAGAACAGCAAAAAGAAAGGCCCGGAAUACGGUCGAGAAUUCUUAAUUAUAUUGCCAAAAGUGUUCACUCACAUUGGAGAAAGUUGUUUUUCUGAAAAACUAUUUGGCAGUCUGGGCAGAAUACUGUGCAUAUGGGAGGAACGUAGUGUUUAUGAGCAUGCUGUUAUUAAUGAAUACAGAUCACUCUUAAAUAAGAAACAUGGUAGUUCAGGCAAUUCCAAUUUCCACAAAAGAGAUGAAAGUAGGGAGAACGUAAAAAAGAUUGAAAAACGAAAGCAUGAAGAUUCAAGAAAUAAAACGAGGCAUAUGAAAUUACCACACACGCAUAGUGAAGAUAAUGCAACAAAAGAUUCUAGUGAAGAUGUCCUACAAAUCAGUCCAUAUAUACCACAUGGGGAGCCUCCAGAACCAGAAGAAUUGAUAAAAGCCCUUUUAGCAACAGAAAAUUCCGCUUCUAGUGAUGCUACUGUGCGCGAAAAAAUAGCGAAUUUACCUCAAGAAAUAUCCGAUGUAAAUUAUUUGCAUAAAUUAGAGGACAAGGAAAAAGCCAAAAAAUUAUCCAAUGAGGUAAACGAUGCUUUAACAAUGUUAAAUGAUUAUAACGCUCGUUUGGCAGCUGAAAUGGAGUCACGGGGCAAACUGGCCAUAAUGUUACGUAAUUUUUAUGUGGAACAAAAGGAAUUAUUGACACAAGCAGAAACUCGAUAUGAGGAAUAUUCGAAAAAGUAUGACAAAAUGAUUGGCGUACAAAAAGAAAUCCAAGAACACAUCUCCAAUUUACCAGAUAUAGCACAGUUGAAAGACGUUACUAAAUUAUUGGCACCAUUACCAUCUGCAGGAGACCUCUUUAACACGCAUUGAAAAUAGAUAUUAAGAUAGAAUAUUCUACAAAGAGUUUUUUUAUAUUUAAUGAACGAGUUUCCCAAAUUGUAAAAUUUUAUUUUAGAUUAUAAAAGAGUGUGCUUAUUAUAUUUGUUUUUAAUACUAAAGAAAUUAAGAAGCUCAUAUAUAUAUAUGUUUUAUUAGAAUUUAAGUUAUGUGCUUAAAUCAUUUGUCCAAUGAAGAAUA
Molecule: messenger RNA, 1438 nt
Organism: Teleopsis dalmanni
Lineage: Eukaryota; Metazoa; Arthropoda; Insecta; Diptera; Diopsidae
Product: regulation of nuclear pre-mRNA domain-containing protein 1B
Exons: 4
Coding region: 170-1231 (353 amino acids)
Biological process (GO): mRNA 3'-end processing
Cellular component (GO): RNA polymerase II, holoenzyme
Molecular function (GO): RNA polymerase II complex binding
Source: RefSeq, a predicted model, not a curated record